UUGCUAGAUUCGUCAUCGUGACUAAUCAGGUGGGAGGAUGUUGCUGUUAUAGCGGUCCCUGGUAACGCAGAUACUGGCGGCCUGGGGAGUUCUGUGAGCCGGCUCGUCAAUUUCUCCCCCCUCCAUUCUCUCGGCUGCUCACCUGAGAGCGUCGACAGUGUUCGGGGCUUCAGUACUGGAGGAAUAAUAAUGCCGGUCCGCACUGAGUCCUGCAGCAACGGAUCUGCGGCCUUGAUCUCCUCGGCUUCACUUAUUCCACCGCCCCCGAUCAACACGCAGCAGCCUGGUGUCGCGACCUCACUCCUCUACAGCGGUUCCAAGUUCCGCGGGCACCAGAAGAGCAAAGGCAACUCUUACGAUGUGGAGGUAGUUCUGCAGCAUGUUACCAAGGAAGACUCUUAUUUGUGUGGGUACCUGAAGAUCAAAGGACUUACUGAGGAGUACCCAACACUUACCACGUUUUUUGCAGGGGAAAUAAUCAGUAAAAAACAUCCUUUUUUGACACGGAAAUGGGACGCAGAUGAGGAUGUAGACCGUAAACAUUGGGGGAAGUUUCAGGCUUUUUAUCAAUAUGCAAAAACAUUUAACUCUGAUGAAUUUGACUAUGAAGAACUAAAGAACAGUGACUACGUCUUCAUGAGGUGGAAGGAACAGUUUUUAGUCCCCGAUCACACAAUCAAGGACAUCAGUGGUGCUUCUUUUGCAGGGUUUUAUUACAUCUGCUUCCAGAAAUCCACAGCUACCGUCGAGGGCUAUUACUACCACAGAAGUUCAGAAUGGUACCAGUCCUUAAACCUCACCCACGUUACUGAACACAGUGCCCCAAUAUAUGAGUUCCGGUGACAUCGGCAGUGUCGGACCAUCAGCAGAGAAUGGGAUGUUCAUAUUCCAGGACUGUUAUGAAAAUAAUGUAAACAAACUGUUAUUCAUGGUAAAUGACAUGCCAGUCUUUUGUGCUGAAGGACAGAUGGCAUGAUCUCCGAGGAGCGCUUCGUGCACGACUGACCGGGUGGGAAUGUGAGAACCAGGAUUGACGGGGCAGUUUUAUUUUUUUAUCUGGGUUUUUAAAGCUACUUUUGUUUAUUUGCACACUCCUGCAAUCUCUCCGGUAUAGAUUUUGGGUCCUUCGGUUGUUUUCCAUAACAGAAAAGAAAGAAAGGAAAAGCAGCGAAUAGUGCAAACAGUCUUCUGUUCUCUCUGCACUUUUUAGUUGUGACUGCGUCAGGGAAUAAUUAACUUUUUAUGUUUAAAAGCAUGACACAUUUAUAUUAUAAGUUAGCGCCAAAUGUGUUAAGGCUGCAAAGCAGUCUAUCUUAGUUGCGCCUUAAGGACUUUUUCAUUAUUGCUCAGAAAAUAAAUUUGGCAGGGCUUGCUUUUCAAGAAACCUUCAUCACUAAUUUUGGGGCUUGCAAAUAAUUCCCUGAUAUUUUAACCAUGUAGAGGCUUCAGAAGCUUUGUGGCCUUGCAAUGUAUCCACCCUCCCUCCCCCAUUUAUGUUUGUGAUCUGUUUGAAAUGACCAGAGAUUGCCUAUCCAGGAAAUCAUGGUAUGAUGGUGGUGGUUAUGUAUCUUAUUUUAUUUAUUUUUUUAAACAAAGAAAAGCUUUUGAGGUGUAAUGCUGACAAUCUGAAAAGAAUCACCAGUGACCAGUUCAUAUAGGCAUUCAUUUUAAGGUUCUCGGACCCCUGCUGAGUUUUUUUUCGUUGUUUUUUACGUUUCAUCUAUGCAAUGUAAUGCUUACAAUCACUGCGGGAAUACUGAUAUUUUCUGCUCCUUUAAGCAUAGUUUGAUUUAUCGUAAUUAAUUUUUAGAAACUGGUAUCAAGGCAAGGUAUUAAUUUAAAUGUUUGCCUUACAAAACCCAUUUUAUUUAAAACACUAAUCAGCUAUUGUAUGUUCCCCUACGAUGAUGCCCUAUAUAUUUUUCCGCAGUGGUGACUGAUAGCUUGAGAUACCCUCAUGAUCAAUACCUCUCAAUUCUUAGUGUUUUAGCGAACAGCACAGUUUGCAGGAAUGUGGGGGUUUGCAGUAUUUCUAUGCUUCUUGCCUCUUUAAUUGUGGAAACCCUGAACUGUUUUAAUUGAUACAUGUGAUACCUAGAGGUGUGCCUGAAGAUCAGAUCACAUUUAAAUAGCACAGUAGAGAUUCAGUUCUUCAAUGGAGAUGUCUCAAAACAUGUCCACUUUUGCAUGGGUUUGUGUGCUUAACAUUGGCACACUAUGGUUUAUUUCCACAAUCUUUCAUCUGUAAACCUAUUGCCUUAAUUUUAUUUUGAAUGAUUACAGUACAUUCACAAAGAUGGCUGAAUGUGAUAUACAAUCCAAUCAACUGAGUUUUUUUUUUUUUAAUUAAAGGUUACUUUUAAACUAAGCUCAUAACAUUUUAGAGGUAUUAGGAAUUUAAGCACAUUUUCUCCUGUAUAUGUUUUUGCAUCUUGUUAAAUUGUCAAAAUGUUCCAGAAACCCAAACGAUAGAUACAACUCCUACUCCCCUUUUUCUUAUUAUAAGCUAGUGCAGGUGGAAGUUAAGUUCUGCUGUACCUACCUCAAGAAUCGAUGAAUAAGUGCCUCUUUAUAUUGACUGCUAACAGGUGACAGCAGAGACAAUAAGUUUGCCAGGUGUUCAAAAAUAAAGUGUAUAUAUAGAGGCUAGAGAUUUAAAAAAAAUAAAGUUUGACAGAUUGAUGCAUUUUAAGCUUUGUCACAUCUGAGCAGACUGAUAAGUGUUUUGCAUAUCAUUCACGACACAGUCCAACUAUAUGCUUAUUAA
Acipenser ruthenus (sterlet) is the source of this 2767-nucleotide messenger RNA. RefSeq names its product glucose-induced degradation protein 4 homolog. Lineage: Eukaryota; Metazoa; Chordata; Actinopteri; Acipenseriformes; Acipenseridae. The transcript is spliced from 6 exons. Bases 190 to 843 code for a protein of 217 amino acids. Gene Ontology annotation, cellular component: GID complex; extrinsic component of membrane. The record is from RefSeq and is a predicted model, not a curated record. Gene Ontology annotation, biological process: proteasome-mediated ubiquitin-dependent protein catabolic process; protein catabolic process in the vacuole; protein targeting to vacuole.